CAACUCCCAUGAGGAGGACUUCAAUUUUACUCUUCAUCUCCAACCUUCCUUUAAGAGAUUUCUUAUGUUGAGUGUUGUCUUCUCAGUAUCCUGUGCGUCCAAUUUCUUGAUUAUCUUGAAGGUUUCUUAGUUUAAAAUUACUGGGAUGUGGUAAAACUUGGAAGAUCUUUGCUCGACUUCGAGAGGUUAGGCAGAUAACACAUUCAGAUAUAAUGAAGUUUCAAAAUUUUCUUUUUCUGCUGCUUGCGACCCAAAUGGAAUGCCUUUUCCUUGGGACUUGUUUAGCUGUUCAAGAUGAAGAGGUUUCAGCACUGAAAUCUUUUGUGGGAGCCAUUUCCGAAGACCCUCUUGCAAAACUAUCAGACUGGAGUACCAGUACCGAUCCUUGCAGUUGGUCCGGCGUCAAGUGCUCAGAUUUGAAGAACCGAGUGAUUUCUCUAAACUUUGCCAAUUCCUCUUUGAAAGGCUUCCUUGCACCAGAACUUGGCUCGCUGAAUUCACUACAAGAGCUAAUUUUAAAUAACAAUCUGUUAUAUGGAACGAUACCCAAACAAAUCGGCAUGCUCAAAAACUUGCGGGUGUUGGAUUUGAGUGUGAAUCAUCUUUUGGGUCCUAUUCCUUCAGAAAUUGGUGACUUGGGCAAUAUAACAAAAAUAAAUCUUCACUUCAAUGGUUUGACUGGUGUCAUCCCUACCACGCUUGGUAAUCUGGUCAACCUAGUUGAACUCUAUUUGGAUAGGAAUAAACUUAGUGGGCCAAUUCCUGGGAGCAAAAACUCACACACAUCAACAGCUCAUGGAAUGCCCAUUUCUGAAGGUUACACAACUGGUAUGUGUCAGUUAACUAGGUUAAGAGUUGCAGAUUUUUCCUACAACUUUUUGUUGGGAAAAGUACCCACUUGCUUGGAUUACCUUCCAAGGACAAGCUUCCAAGGAAACUGCUUCGAAGACGAAGAUUCCAUCUUGCAUCGUUCUUCUCAACAAUGUAUCUCUGCUAAAAAGCAAGAAACAACAGAAGAGACUUAUAAGCAACCUAGUGGCCCUACCAAUCAUCAGAAUCUAAAAGAACCACUGUGGCUUCUGAUUCUGGAAAUAGUUACAGGUGCUGCUUUUGUUAUCUUUUUUUUAACUUGCAUGGUUCGUACUGCUAAAAGGUGCAAAUCGAAGUCAAAGUCUAAUGUCAUAAUCCCGUGGAAGAGAGCGCCAACCAUGAAGAAUCAUAAAAUCUCAAUUGAUGAUGGAUUACUGAAAACUAUAUUGAGGUAUAGCCGACAGGAGCUAGAAGUUGCUUGUGAAGAUUUUAGCAACAUAAUAGGGUCUGCCCCAGAUAACAGAGUUUAUAAGGGGACUGUAAAGGAUGGGUCUGAAAUUGCUGUUAUAUCACUUGCAGUAUCUGUCUCUCAUUGGCCAAUCUGUCUUGAACUUUGCUUUCAGAAGGAGGUUAUUAACUUGGCAAGGUUAAAUCAUGAAAACACAUCAAAACUUCUUGGUUAUUGCAAAGAAAAUGAGCCGUUUUCAAGGAUGCUUGUCUUUGAGUAUGCAUCCAAUGGGACUUUGUAUGAGCAUCUUCAUUAUGGCGACGCAGGCCAUUUAUCCUGGCUUAGACGCUUGAAAAUUGCAGUUGGUAUUGUUCGUGGGCUAAGAUACUGGCACACUGAAGUGCAACCUCCAUUCACAAUAUCUGAACUCAACUCUAAUGCAGUGUAUCUUACGGAAGACUUCUCACCAAAGUUGGUUGAUUUUGAAAGAUGGAAUACAGUGGUUUCGAGAACAGACAAUGGCUUAAGCUAUUUAAGCAAUGGAGGUUUAUGCAAUGGUUUUCUGGAAAAUUCAGAGACAAAGAAUGUUGAUGUUCAGGCCAACACAUAUGAUUUGGGGGUGCUCUUAUUGGAACUAAUCAGUGGAAGACCACCGCAUUGCAAAGACAGGGGUUACAUUGUAAAUUGGGCAAUGGAGUAUCUCCCUCACCCAGAUAAGCUGAGCAUGUUAGUAGAUCCAGAACUAAAAAAUGUGAAAACCGACGACCUCUCUGUAAUAUGCAGUGUGAUUAGUCUGUGCAUCGAUCACGAGCCAUCGAAGAGGCCAUCGAUGCAGAUAUUGUGUGAAAUGUUGGAGAAUGGUAUCGACAUCUCGGUCUGUGCUAUUCUCUGUGAGACUUCUCUGGCUUGGGCAGAGCUUGCUCUCUCAGUUUAGGAGCAGAGUUCCACAUUCUGUAAAAUAGAUUGCCAAUAGAACAUAGGAAAAAAACAUUUUUUUUACUCUUUUAUCUGGUGACAUGUUGUGUAUAGGAUGUGAAAUCACAUGUGUAUUCACCAGUAAACAGGCAUUGUGUAUGCAUGUUUACAAAAUGCUGCAGUUCAUAUUUUUCACAUC
This is a messenger RNA of Phalaenopsis equestris, 2372 nucleotides long. Its product is annotated as probable LRR receptor-like serine/threonine-protein kinase At1g63430. NCBI's taxonomy places the organism in Eukaryota, Viridiplantae, Streptophyta, Magnoliopsida, Asparagales, Orchidaceae. Bases 213 to 2192 code for a protein of 659 amino acids. Gene Ontology annotation, molecular function: ATP binding; protein binding; protein kinase activity. Gene Ontology annotation, biological process: protein phosphorylation. The transcript is spliced from 13 exons. The record is from RefSeq and is a predicted model, not a curated record.